ACACUCACACAAUUGCAUCGACGAAAUGGAUGGUUUGCCGAUGUAAACAAUUGCAUGUUACGCACCGCAGAACAACGGCAUAAGAAUAUCGAGUUUCACAGUUCACCGCAAAGAAAGUUUCCCCCAUUUCCCGUCCCGUUUGCUGGUGCAGUAUGUUGUGAAGACUUUCCCAGGGCCAGAAAACCGCCACCCGUUAUUCAGUAUGUUCCCGUGCUCGGUGCAGUAGGUGCAGUUCCGCGUUGCCAAACAUGGAAGUCGGAGAGUCGGAACAUUCUGGCCGGGGCUUUCGUCAGCGUAAGGGCAGAACCAGCCCAAUGUGCUGCCCGAUUUGCGGUGUUACGUUACGCUUGCACGAGAUCGAUCACCACUUUGCGGUGGAGGUGGAUCGGCUCGAGCGCAUCCUGAAGCCGAAGAAACAGCUUCCCUACGGCGCUGGCGGCGCUGAGGACGGACCAACGGCCGGACCUAGCUACAGCAAUGGCGAAGGACCAAGUCACAGUGGCAGUGGUCAGCUGCCGACGGCUCGAACGAACGGCCACAACAGUGAAGAGACGGUGGCCAGUCCGGCCGUCGGGCCGGAUGAGUGCUGGGGGACGUAUCAGAAGAUCAAAAACAAUCGACAGGCGCGCUUGAAGCUAAAGUCGCGAAAGCGGAAACCGGAAGACAAUGUGUGCCCCAUUUGCAACAAAGUUACCCUGGACGAUAUCACGCUGCACGUGGAGGCGUGCCUGAGAAAGUCCGAACCGCAGCGCAACGGCACCAAUGCGUCGGCCAACGGCGGCGGCAGUGAAGAUGACGACGAUGACGACGACGAUGCCAGCAUCGAUGUCGAGGGCGAAUCGUUCGAGGUGUACGAGUGGGCCGGGCAGAAGCGUGUGCGCAGCACGACCAUGCUUGGGCCGGGUGCGCACGGUGGGCUCGGCGUUCGGCUUACCUACGCCGACGAUACGGACGACGAGCUGAACGUGGACGGCGACGAGAGCCAGGUAUACGGACCACCGCAGUAUUCGGAGCGGGACGUAAUAGUGACGGGCCGUGGUGCGUCUGGUAGUAGCAGUGCGCUUCGCGAGCUGCUCAUUGCCAACGAUCCGCCGGUCGUAAAACCGCCGGCCGAAAGCAACCCCGGCGAGGGUACGAGCAAGUCUACUGCCCCACCGGCGUCGUCCGGCCUGCCUACCUCGCUGCCCGCCGGGCUGGAGGGUGAGCCCGAACCGGCCACAGGUACGGAGCGUCGCAUCAUCGAGUCGCUCAAGGCAAAGAUACGCGAAUACGAAGGGUACAUUCAGAAUCGGCCCAAGUGUCUGAUUUGUAUGGACGAUUUUCGCAAACCGAUCGUGUCGGUUUGCUGCUGGCAUGUGUACUGCGAGGAGUGCUGGCUGCACACGCUAGGGGCCAAGAAGCUGUGCCCACAGUGCAGUAUGAUCACCUCGCCGACUGAUCUGCGGAGAAUUUAUCUUUAAAACCGCACGCAUUACGCAGGUAGGGGAGACAGUAAGCAGGGAAAACAAGGCGUAAUACAUCACAUCAUGUUGGUGGGGAAACAUGGGAACAUGGGUAAAAUGAUACGCAGCACACAAAACAGCACAAAAGAGGUCCAAAACACGGGCGAAGAUGCGAUAGGCAUGGCUGAACAUUGAAAGAAGUUAAGUAUGUUAGAUGGUUUCAUCGGACAGGUGUGUUAAAAAACGCACCUCAAAUACGCAUGCCAACGGCAAACGUGCCAAAACGAAAACGAAAUACAUUUUACCCCACGGAGACAAUGAUAAUGAGACAAUAAGCAAAGCAUUUACAGGCAUACUAACAGCAAACGAAACCCAAAGCCCGAUACGGUUUGUUAGAGGGGGCGCAUUAAAGCAGGCCGCUUUUUUCGACAAUUAAUGUACUUUUAAAUUUCCCGGCUUGUCCAACAUUCAUUCGAACAUUCCGUUUUGCUGUACACGAUAAUCUUAGUUGGAUAAGUUUACCUAUUUACCAGUACUCCUGACCACUAAGCCAUUUACGAUGCGUUCCAGAUUAAUACUCGAAUGACUGAAUGAAUAAUAACGAGUCCGAAGAAUUAACACAAA
Anopheles arabiensis is the source of this 2066-nucleotide messenger RNA. RefSeq names its product E3 ubiquitin-protein ligase RNF220 (gene RNF220). Gene Ontology annotation, molecular function: metal ion binding; ubiquitin protein ligase activity. The record is from RefSeq and is a predicted model, not a curated record. Gene Ontology annotation, biological process: protein ubiquitination. Bases 249 to 1460 code for a protein of 403 amino acids. Lineage: Eukaryota; Metazoa; Arthropoda; Insecta; Diptera; Culicidae. The transcript has 2 exons.